Messenger RNA from Pterocles gutturalis (yellow-throated sandgrouse), 1369 nucleotides. RefSeq lists its product as uncharacterized. NCBI's taxonomy places the organism in Eukaryota, Metazoa, Chordata, Aves, Pterocliformes, Pteroclidae. The annotation marks the transcript as partial. The record is from RefSeq and is a predicted model, not a curated record. The transcript has 13 exons.
GAGCAGCUAAAGAGAUAGCACUUCAUAAAGACCCUGCUUUAAGCUCGCAGAACCUUGGUGCUACUGCUUCAUUAAAGAUUGCUGUCCCUUGUCUGUUGCAAAGGAUCACAACACAACUUCAGAAGAUGCUGGUGUUGUGUGAUUUUCCAAAAAAUUUGUAUGAAAAGUUUGUUAAUUUUUUUCAGUCCAUCUCACUUCCAUGUCACUGUUUUGGCUUCUCCAAUAGCUUGAAUGUUGUGCCAUGGGACCACGUAUUACUGACCACGGUUUUAAAAGGCCAGAACAUCACUGGUCAAAGAACACAGAAAGGAAGGAAAGUAUAUCUGUGGGAAGCGUUCCCUGUUAUAGAGGCUCGAGUGGAGAAAUUGGUAGACAAAGAGAGCUAUAAAGAAGUUGUUCGCUACCUGAGAGCUGUGAAAUGCAACGAUACCAAAGGGUUGAGAGACCUUCGAGAUAGAAUCCCCUUCUAUUUGUGUAAAACUGGAGAUUUCCUGGAUGCCACGCAUUCGCUGCUGCUUCCCGUCAAUAGCCUUGCGUGCUGCACUGCCUGCCGCCUGACGCCCUUUCAGUUUGAGGUCUACCUGAAGAUGUUCAGAACAGGCAGCGUCCCUGCUGGAAAGGACAUGCUAGACUGUGGGCUCUGGAUUACAGUUGGGCCUCCCUUGAAGGAUGGUGUUCUGAUUAAGCAGGCGCUCAAACUCCUUUACAGCAAUGUGUUGCUAUACAGGAAUCCUAAAUGCUGGAGUUCCCUCAUCAUGAUCUUGGGUAGUAGCAGUUUGCUGGAAAAAAGCGGACACCUGCUUCCCCUGUCCCUGAAAGAGCCCCCGCUUGACUUCCAAAAGGGGGUGCUUGCUGCCAGUGGUGGCCUUCUGGAGGAACUGAAGGCAAAAAUGAAUGUUUAUUUACCACCUGCUAUUUUCUCUCCUCAUCUGCACCAUGAGGCUUGUCUUAUUCUCGCAGUGCAAGCAAUACAACAGAUGCUUUUUUAUGACCUUCCAUACUUGACUUCCUUCUUAGAGAUAGCCCUGGCUUUUGGGAAUAACUUCUGGGCUCUGCGGCUGUUGUUGGACCAUCUUUCCUAUGAAGAACAAGUUCUCCAUGGCACUGUCAACCUGAUUUUGAGAGAUUUAAGUCAUCAGAAAGCAACGAUGCUAAAGCUGUGGCAAAACCUUGGUCCCCAGUACGUGGGUGAAUUCCUUUGCCUGUUCCUGACAUGCAGACAUAAGAAGAUGCAAUCCAUUGGCCUCUUCGCUCUGAAUAUUAUUAGAGAGAACCUGCACGUGAAAGCCAGCGUCUGGCCCCGGAGGGUGAUGAACCUGCCUGGCUGCGGUCAGCAGCCCUGGUCGGAGUGCAUCGCCAUUGAUUUGGG